Acanthisitta chloris (rifleman) is the source of this 1593-nucleotide messenger RNA. It is a transcript of the gene CDCA7L, whose product is annotated as cell division cycle associated 7-like. Gene Ontology annotation, biological process: regulation of DNA-templated transcription. The transcript has 10 exons. Lineage: Eukaryota; Metazoa; Chordata; Aves; Passeriformes; Acanthisittidae. The coding region runs from base 1 to 1308 and encodes 435 amino acids. The record is from RefSeq and is a predicted model, not a curated record. Gene Ontology annotation, cellular component: nucleus.
AUGGUCGACAUUUUUAAUGCCCCCAGUGACAGUGAAGAUUUUCCAGGGUUCCAAGAUGAUGCUUCCAGCCAGAGCUUGUCAGAGAACCACUAUGCUAGUUUUGAUUCCGCCGAGUCCGGAAAAAAGCAAGGGGUCCAAUUUCAGUCCAGAUACCUCACUAAAGAACUGCAGAGGAUUUUCACUGAAGACACUGACUCUGAAGCAGAAGUGUUUGAAGGCUUCACCUCAAGUGAGGUGCACGUGAACAAGAAAGAAGUUCUGACGGUGAAGUCAGACUUGAGUGAUGAAGAACGUGCUAAUUUAUUGAGCAAUGAGAAAGAAGAGGAGGAAGAAGCGAAGGAGAAAACUUCCCCCAAGAGAAGAAGCUUUGGCCUUCGUGUUGCUUUGCAGUUUCCCACUAGAAAGUCAUCUGAGAAAAAAGUGCCUGAACAGGCUUUGCCUGACUUACCUCUAAAGGACAGUGAACAGCAGUUCACACCUCUUUCAAAAGAAAUAAGCUGCAAGCAGUCGGACAAACUAGAGGGCUCUGCUUCAGAGUCUGAAGAAGACAUUAAAGAAACACAGGAUGAAAGUUCCAAUCCACUGCUUAAGAGAGCCAUAAAUAUAAAGGAAAAUAAAGCCAUGCUUGCCCAGCUGCUGGCAGAACUGAAUUCCAUACCGGACCUGUUCCCAGUGAAAACGCCCAGCGCAACUCCUUCGAAGAAAACACCAAGGAGGACAUUUUCUGAAGGCCAGAUAACACGUCGCAUGAACCCAACCAGAAAUGCUCGUCCACCAGAAAAAUUCGCCUUGGAAAAGUUUACGAUGUCAGCUGUCAGGCUGGCAGAGCACCUCCAUAGCUCUAGACAACAAAACCUCUUGAAGAGACUCAUGCGCAAAAGGAGGAGAUUAUCAAAGUAUUCGUCUUACCGUCCAGUAGAAGAUAUUACUGAGGAGGACUUGGACAACAUUGCAAUCACUGUUAAAGACAAAAUCUAUGACAAAAUUCUAGGUAGUACUUGCCACCAGUGUCGACAAAAGACAACUGAUACAAAGACAAUCUGUCGUAACCAGGGCUGUGGAGGAGUACGGGGGCAGUUUUGUGGACCAUGUCUUCGAAAUCGAUACGGUGAAGAUGUGAAAUCAGCUCUGCUUGAUCCAGCCUGGAUCUGCCCUCCUUGUCGUGGGGUGUGCAACUGCAGCUACUGCCGCCGGCGGGACGGGCGCUGUGCCACUGGCAUGCUCAUCCACCUGGCCAAGUUCUAUGGCUACAACAAUGUCAAGGAGUACCUGGAAAGUUUACAAAAACAACUGGCGACUGACAAUUGAGAACACUGAACUCAAGCUGUGCCUGCAACUGGUUAAUUUGCUGACGUAUUUUGACUUCAAAAGUAUAUUACUAUGUUUUAUAUAAGAUAGAAUCGUAGUGUAUAGUAUAUGCAUUUCUGUGUUGGGAACUCUUUGAGUGAUGUGGUCUUAUGCAAAAGAUCUCUCAGGAAAAUGUUUUGGUAGAGAAAUCUACAUGCACAGACCUAUAUGUUAAGUGAAAUGGCACUCUUGAACCUUGAGUGGUUAAUUUUUAAUAGGACUACAUAGCCACACGAUGGAGAACUU